GUUUGCCGAACCAACUAGCCUCAGGGGACUUUUAGAAAAAAAAAAAAAAUCCUUUCACGCCUUCUUCUAGAAACAACACCUUCUCUUUAAAUUAGAGUCUCUCAAAAAAUGGCGGUUACAUCUUCUAGAACCAGAUCAACCGCUUCCGCGCUACGCUCUCCGUCUUCAUCAGGCUUCGCUUCCUCCACCCUCUCCUCCCGUUCUUCAGCUUUCUUCAGCAACCAACAUCAUCAACAUCAACUCCACAGAUCCGCGUCCCCUACGCGCGUUAACCUCUUCGCAUCCUCCCCGCUGAAACAAUCAUCGUUCCGUUACUCGAUCGACAACACCAGAUCCAUCUCCCCGAACCACCGAUCCAUCGCCGUUUCGAAGCCCAGCGGCGGCAACAAGAUCCCCGAUUCGAGGAGGAGAUGCAUGUGCUCGCCGACGACUCACCCCGGAUCGUUCCGGUGCAGUCUGCACAAGAACGUGGCGAAUCCCCACGGGCAAGGCGCCGCGGCGGCGGCGGCGGCGUAUCCGACGAACAGUUUGAAUAUGAGACGUUCGGCGAUGACGAAUUCUCUGGUGAGGAUCGGUGGGGUCGAAGGCGAGUGGGUGAGAAGAGCGUUGACGACUUUGAUAAGGCCGUCUUCGCAUCAGCUGAAAAGGAGGUCUGCUUAUCAGCCUAGGCCUAGUAGGCUAUCGUCUAUGUCGAAAGCAGAUGAUCUUUGAUCGGGUUUGUUAUUGUCUUUGAAUCGGCCACAGGAAGACUCGUUUCUGGUAGAGCUGUGGUUAUCAAGGAAGUCUGGAUCUGAAGCGAGCUGAGACUCGGAUAUGCGCGACUGAGCUGUACUGAGUCGUACCGGAACGAGUUAUGUAACGGAGACCUAAACGACGCCGUCUUGAAGUUUUUGUUUUGUUGGGUGAAAUGAUGAUGAAUUGUACAUAGUACUUCAUAUAUUGAAGCGCACUAAAUUUCCCUAA
Messenger RNA from Brassica napus (rape), 963 nucleotides. RefSeq lists its product as uncharacterized. Lineage: Eukaryota; Viridiplantae; Streptophyta; Magnoliopsida; Brassicales; Brassicaceae. The record is from RefSeq and is a predicted model, not a curated record. Bases 109 to 711 code for a protein of 200 amino acids. The transcript has a single exon.